GAUUCCUCCGCACACAUGCUCGCACAAUCUACGUCAGUCGCCAGUGAAUUGAAAUCACACAUCAUCUCACCAGUCGAGUUUUUGCUAAAUUCUCAACCGGACGGACCGGAGGAGGAUCACACGGGAAGUUGGACCAGCAUCAUGGAUUUGUACUACAUGCCACUAUCGGCCCCGUGCCAAUCGGUUCGGUUGCUAGCCAAAGCCAUGAAUCUUCAUCUGAACUUAGCCUACUUGGAUCUGUUCAAAGAGGAACACAUGAAACCGGAAUUUUUGAAGAUAAAUCCGCAACAUGUCAUUCCGACGCUGGUCGACAACGACUUUGUACUGUGGGAGUCCCGUGCCAUUCUGAUCUACCUGUGCGAAAAGUACGGCAAGGGAGACGCAUGGUAUCCGCGUGAUCCGAAGAAGCGUGCCAUCGUAAAUCAGCGGCUGUACUUCGACAUGGGUACCCUGUAUCAACGGUUUUCCCAGCACUACUACCCGGUCAUCUUCGAGGGUAAACAGUUCUCCGACGAGACAGCACAACGGAUGGAGGAAGGUUUCGGCUUUCUCGAGACGUAUCUGGACGGGAGUGUGUACGUUGCCGGGGAUAGUUUGACCAUCGCCGACUUACCCAUACUGGCAACUAUCACGACGAUCAAACUGGCCGCCGGAUUAGACUUGGCCAAGUAUCCAAACAUUCAACGCUGGUAUGCUCAGAUGUCCACCGAAGUAGCCGGCCACGAUGAGAUUUGUGUACGUGGUGCGCAAGAGUUUGCCCCGUUUUUCUCAUCCGCUCGCAAGUCUCUCGAUCCAUGAAUCGCAAUAGGCGAGAUAUGACUCAGCAAAUUUAAACGAAAUAAAGCCAUUCCUCGACGAGGUUUACGUGUGAUAAGAUAA
This is a messenger RNA of Malaya genurostris, 879 nucleotides long. Its product is annotated as glutathione S-transferase 1-like. Gene Ontology annotation, molecular function: glutathione transferase activity. The record is from RefSeq and is a predicted model, not a curated record. The coding region runs from base 16 to 798 and encodes 260 amino acids. Gene Ontology annotation, biological process: glutathione metabolic process. The transcript has 2 exons. Lineage: Eukaryota; Metazoa; Arthropoda; Insecta; Diptera; Culicidae.